UAGAAGAAGAAAUAUAUUUCGGAUAGAACUGAGAGGAAUCGAGAUUAUUUGAUAAGUUAUUAAAUAGUAUGUGAAUUCAUGGGAUUAUUAUUCAAGUUCAUUCUUUGACGGGAUCACUAUUUCACUAUAUCGGAUUAAAAUACUUUAUUGUGUUUUCCCAUGAAGGCUGCGAUAUUCAGAGAAAGUCCUGCGACCAGAUAAUUGAUUCUCUAGAUUUGCAGACGAUAAAUGGAUUGGUAUGUUUGGAUUCUUGCACUGAGUUUGUAUUCCAUAGGAUAUAGUUCCCAGUGUAAUUGUGAGUUACAUGAUUGUUUGCAAGGCGUAUGUCGACGCGGUGCACCCUGUAGGAAACCGUACUUUGGGUAUCAUUGUCAAUACCUUAAUGAGGCGGCUGAUAUGCACGCCAACAGAAAUUUAAAGUUUGCUACAGACCACGACAGCCAGACCUGCAGCGACGGCUCCUUCAGCCAGCUCAUGUUCGAUUUUGAUGACCAACACAUUUUCAGCUUUGCAGAAAUUGUGUUCAAGGAUUUACCACUGUCUUACGCCCACAAGAAAUACGACCUUCACCUACAAUUCCUGGUGAAUAACGAUGAGGCGAAUUGUGACGGCAUGCAGAUACGAGAGGUGGAUAGCAAGACGGCAAUAAUACUUUGCUCCAAAAAAUACCUAACGUCAAGGAUAACUUUGGAAGGUUCAUGCCUAGAAUACAUUUGUGAAUUCUAUAUUAGCGGAGGCCGUAACCUUGCCAAGGAUAGAGAAUUUAAAUCGAGCCCCGUCAGUAGAUUAGCAGCUAAGGUGAUCGAUGGGGACUAUACGACGUGUUAUACUCUAAAAUCUGUUGAAGGUUAUCCUUUCUUUUCGGUCCAGAUACCGUUCAACGUGUUCACGCAAAGACUGAAGGUUCACACAGCCUCAAAUGGUGUUUUCAACCAAAUGAUUCUAAGAUUCCUUGACCAGACAGGCCGCGAGAUGAGGCCUUCACACACAAUCGCAAAUUUUAAGGGGAAAAUUAUGACUGUGUAUGAUAUUAUUUUGGAUGAUACUAUCCCAGCACACACAUACAUGUUGACCAGAUAUAAUAUAAGUUCGGCUAUAAGUUUCUGUGAAUUGGAAAUAUUUGGAGACUGUCUCGAAGGUUAUUAUGGGCUAGCCUGUGAUGCCGUGUCAUUUAACUGUGUGAACAAGACAAAUGGAAUAGACGGCACGUGUUACGUGACGACACAAGACUAUCCUGUGAUGAGAAAACCCUGUCAGGGUUGUCCUCAGAAGUGUAAUCAUGUUGGUCUGUGUUCAGUCAGCUGCACCAAGGGUUACAAAGGACCCGCGUGUAAUGAAAUUUGCCGGGAUUGUAAUAAUGAGGACCCUUCAUGUGACAAAGUGACCGGACAAUGUGAUGACUGCUUACCUGGAUGGUACGGUGCGAGCUGUCAAUUAACUUGUCCAAACUGCGGCAACACGGGCACGUGUGAUAAGCAUACUGGGCAUUGCAACUGGGCUUGUAAGCCGGGAUACCUGGGAGAAAUGUGUGACGAUGAGUGUACCAACUGCGCUGGAGAUGGCAGCUGUCUACGCAACGCUUACUGUGUUCACGGCUGCAGCGACGGAUUCAGGGGAGACAACUGUAUUUUAGUGUGUCAUAACUGUGCUGGUCGUGGAACUUGUGAGAGAUUCGAAGGGAAAUGUCACGAAGGCUGCAGUGAUGGUUUCCAGGGAAAUGAUUGCAGCAACAAGUGUGGAAAUUGCAAAGCUGGUACCACUUGUAAUCGAUUUGACGGAAGCUGUGCAGAUGGUUGUCAAAAAGGCUGGAAAGGAGUCAGGUGUGAUGUCAGCUGCGAAAACUGUAUUAAUGGAACCUGCGCCCAAGAAGAUGGCAAGUGCUUACUAGGCUGUAAAGUGGGAUUUACUGGCUGGGACUGUGAGACACACUGCUCGAACUGUAUUGAAGAAGACCAGUCAUGUGACCAAAAGACCAGGUUUUGUUUAUUUGGAUGUCGACCUGGCUAUUAUGAAGACGACUGCUCCAAUCUUUGUGAAACUUGUGGAGGCACUGGGGAAUGCGGUAGAAAGAGAGGGGAGUGUCUCGACGGAUGCAAGGAAGGAUUCCGUGGACCACUGUGUAGAGAGUACGAAGGGGAGGAGUUUGAAAGUAGCACUGAGAUCAUUUUCUACGCCCUCUUCAUCAUUUUCGUCUUCGGCAUGGCUUUCUACAUCGUCUGCUAUCCUCGACUGAUUAAGUCUAAAGCCGGGAAACAUCGGCACCAUCGGCGUCAUCAUAAUGAAAAUCGAUCUGAUAGCCAAUUGGAAAGCUCUUUGGUAGCAAGUACUCAAGUGAGUCUGCAAUAGAAGAGACAGUAUGAGGACAUCACGUGACCUUAAGAGCGGACAUCACGUGACCUUAAGAGCCUAAAUGAACCGAAUCCAGGUCUGACGCAUCUUUUUUUUGUAUCAGGAAGGUUCUCACGUCACUGCCACUGCUUCGACACAAAAGAUCAAACGGAGAUGUGGCCAAUAUAUUUGUGUUCAUUUUAUGAUGUUUUUUUUUUGUUGAUUAAACUAUUUUAAUAUGAUAACAGUAUUUAUAGAUCCAUGAUGCCAUCUAAGAAAAAAAAAAUUGUUAAUCAUAAUUUUAAAUUAUUUUAUAUUAUUGUUUUCUGUUGAUUAUUUAUUAAUUUGUUUGAUUAAAAACUAUCUAAUAUAUAAGUUGAAGCUGUAUGAGAAUGUUGUUUUCUAUGUAGUAA
Molecule: messenger RNA, 2741 nt
Organism: Biomphalaria glabrata
Lineage: Eukaryota; Metazoa; Mollusca; Gastropoda; Planorbidae
Product: multiple epidermal growth factor-like domains protein 11
Exons: 19
Coding region: 229-2346 (705 amino acids)
Source: RefSeq, a predicted model, not a curated record